UGCCCAUUCAAAAUAGGGAGGAGGCGUGGCUGCCACAUCCGCCGCGCCUGCGCAGUAGCAGUGUUGGCUUUUUAUGAGGCGAGGAAGAUAGAAGACACCUAUGCGGAUAGUCUGAUGAAUGAAAAGUAAAGAAAACAAGCAAAAAGAAGAGUCUUCAUAUCAGUCAAUGUGUAGAAAUAUAGAAACAGGUUGCAAGGAUAUUCCUUACAAAACGCUUCCAGGUAGAAAGAAUGGCCUAUUCCAUCUCCGCGCAACAUUUUGUCGCCAUUUCAGAUCUGCACCCAAAUCUCGCUCGUCCUAGUAUAAUUGGCGUGGUGAUUGGAAAAACAGAUGCCAAAGGCUUCCCAGACAGAAAAAACGUUGGAUCAGAAAGAUACACUUUUGGUUUUACUGUUCGCGACUCGCCAUCUUGCUUCAUCAAUGUCCAUUCCUGGGGAAGAGAGGAAUACAUUAAACUGCUUUCUGAAAGCUUUAGAGUAGGCGACUGUGUCACAAUUGAAAACCCUUUAGUACAAACAAAAGAAGUGGAAAAGGAAGAAAAAUUCAACCCUGCUACUCCAAGCUGCUACAAGCUACUGCUCAGUGAAAACCAUUCCACUGUCAAAAUCUGUUCUCCCGGAGAAGCAGACGCCAAACUGCUGUCCCUGUUGAACCUACCUGUGAAGGACCCUCAAGAUUUUUACUCACUGGGGGAUAUUGUGGCCAAUGGACAGAACCUGGAUGGAAGAAUUAUUAAUGUCUUGGCUGCCAUUAAAUCAGUUGGCGUGCCCAAAUACUUCACCACUUCCGACAGGCGGAAAGGCCACAGAUGUGAAGUUAAGCUGUAUGAUGAAACCGAGUCUUCUUUUGCAAUGAUAUGCUGGGACAAUGAAUCCAUCCAGCUUGCACAGACCUGGAUGCCUCGGGAAACAGUUAUAUUUGCAGCAGAUGUAAGGAUCAACUUUGACAAAUUCAGAAACUGCAUGGUUGCAACCGUAAUUUCCAAAACCAUCAUCACUACUAAUCCUGACACACCAGAAGCAAACAUUCUGCUCAACUUUGUCAGAGAAAGCGCAGAAAUGUUAGAUUUGGAGGAUGACAUAGGAGAUCAGUUCCGAAACUCCGUAAAUUUGCAGACAAUAUUGGAUGUUUAUACAGUGGAACAGUUAAAAUCUGAAGCUUUGCAGAACAUGAGGAAGCCAGAACCUUUAUAUGGUAUCAUUUUUGCCUACAUUUCUACACUGAAUAUUGAUAAUGAAUCGACAAAGGUAAUACGAAACAGAUGUGCCAAGUGCCACUACGUUGUCAAUGAGAGUACAAACACAUGUUCCUUCUGUACCAGCGCUCUUACCUCUUCAGAGGCGAUUCCAGUCUUUGCCAGCUUUGAUUUAAUAGUUGAUCUGACUGACCACACAGGCACACUUCAUUCUUGCAGCCUCUCGGAUACAGUAGCUGAGGAAACCUUAGGUUACACGGUCCAGGAGUUCCAGACUCUGACAGAGGAUCAAAGGACAGCCCUGAAAUGGCACCUUCUGUUAGAACGAAGCAAAGUUUACUUUAAGGUUAUACCUUCAGCAAAUUCACGAACUGGACUGAGAGUGAGUCUGCUUUCUUGCAAGCUAGCAGAUCCAGUGGAAGCCAGUCAAAGCUUGUCUGGAAAAGAAAAAUAACUACCCCACCUUCAAAACAGUUGGAAGGAAUUUUUCAUUAUGUUUUAGUACGGUGAAACAAUUAUUUAUCCAUAAAUUUCAUCCUCGUUGCAUAGUUGCUAAGAAUAGUGCUUUAUCAAAACUCAUUUAAGUUCAUUAUGUUGUUUAAGGAACAGUUUAACAUCUUCCAAAAUUUCUCCAAGCAAUUUCUAAUUGCUCUUUGAAGGAAGUAAAAUUGUAUCUCUGUGUAAUAAAUUUGAG
Sceloporus undulatus (fence lizard) is the source of this 1889-nucleotide messenger RNA. RefSeq names its product meiosis specific with OB-fold (gene MEIOB). NCBI's taxonomy places the organism in Eukaryota, Metazoa, Chordata, Lepidosauria, Squamata, Phrynosomatidae. Gene Ontology annotation, biological process: resolution of meiotic recombination intermediates. Gene Ontology annotation, molecular function: single-stranded DNA 3'-5' DNA exonuclease activity; single-stranded DNA binding. The record is from RefSeq and is a predicted model, not a curated record. The coding region runs from base 231 to 1649 and encodes 472 amino acids. The transcript has 15 exons.